AUGUACCAAUAUUCAGUUAAUAACCGGUCGGCAUUCUGGGAAUUCUGCUGGAAAUACUUCAACUUAAUCCACGAAGGCUCCUACACAAAGGUAGUCGAUGAAUCUGCCCGAAUGGACAGUGUACCCGAAUGGUUCGCCGGUGUACGCCUUAAUUUCGCGGAGAAUCUGCUCUUCUCGAGCUUUGCCGGCGACAAGACUGGCAAGGAAGAUGACAAGAUUGCCGUCAGCGAAGUCCGAGAAGGUGCCGCACAUGAGGUUGUUCAUCUCACUUGGGCCGAGCUCCGACAGCGGACUGGAGCGCUUGUCCAGGCUAUGAAGGCUCAUGGGGUUGUUCGGGGCGAUCGCAUUGCUCUCUGCGCGGCAAACAGCAUUGACACACUACUUGUGUUUCUAGCAUCAACAGCGCUGGGUGCCAUCUUCUCGUCCAGUUCCACGGAUAUGGGUGUGAAGGGUGUCCUGGAUAGGCUGCAGCAGAUUAAGCCUCGCUGGUUGUUUAUGGACGACUUGGCGGUUUAUAACGGCAAGACUAUUGACCUGCGAUCAAAGAUUCGGGAUAUUGUCCAAGGCAUGGGGUCUGUUCCGGAAUUCGAGGGAGUCAUCUCACUACCCCGGUUCUCUUCGCGGCCGGCGGAUAUGACUUCCAUCCCUAGGACCAAGACUCUGGCGGAGUAUCUUGCAAAGGCGGGAGGAAAUGCGAAACUUGAAUUCGAAAGAGUCAAUUUCCGUGAUCCUUUCUUGGUGGUUUACUCGUCUGGCACGACAGGACAGCCGAAGUGUAUCGUUCAUUCCGUGGGCGGCGUGCUUCUGAACUCGAGUAAGGAAGGACGUUUGCAUAGCAGCCUCGGGCCUGACUGUGUCGCUUUGCAAUACACGACCACUGGAUGGAUUAUGUAUAUGUGUGCCGUACAGACAUUGCUUUUUGGCGCACGGGUGGUGUUAUACGAUGGCAGCCCAUUCAUUCCAGGUAUCACUGCUUUGGUGAAUCUCGCAGCGCAAGAGAAGUGA
Penicillium paradoxum is the source of this 1005-nucleotide messenger RNA. RefSeq lists its product as uncharacterized. Bases 1 to 1005 code for a protein of 334 amino acids. The record is from RefSeq and is a predicted model, not a curated record. Gene Ontology annotation, molecular function: acetoacetate-CoA ligase activity. Gene Ontology annotation, cellular component: cytosol. The transcript has a single exon. Lineage: Eukaryota; Fungi; Ascomycota; Eurotiomycetes; Eurotiales; Aspergillaceae.